UUUAUCUUGAAGGCUGAAACUUAAACUUCCGUCUUCUCUUCCUUUCCUUUCCUUUCCUUUCCCUCCCCUUCUCUCUCUUUUUCCGAGACGGACAGACACAUAUUCCCUCCUUUUACACAGUAGCCGAGGCCACCAAGUAAACAACAAAACCCACUAUCAGACGACUUCACACGCACUCGCUCACCUCACAUGCUCCCUCCCUUCCUCCCUCCUAAAAUACCCUCAUCUUCACACUCUCGUCUCUUGUCCGAAGCUAUCAUGGAGAUCGGGUGCUGGGAGGGGGCAGGCGGCGGUGCAGGGGCGGCGGAGGCGCACAAACCUGUGCCGGCGCCUUUCCUGACCAAGACCUAUCAGUUGGUGGACGACCCCGCCACCGAUCACAUCGUCUCCUGGGGCGACGACCGCGUCUCCACCUUCGUAGUGUGGCGGCCCCCGGAGUUCGCCCGCGACAUCCUCCCCAACUACUUCAAGCACAACAACUUCUCCAGCUUCGUUCGCCAACUCAACACCUACGGGUUUCGCAAGGUUGUGCCCGAGAGAUGGGAGUUCGCGAACGAGUUCUUUAGGAAGGGGGAGAAGCACUUACUGUGUGAGAUCCAUCGUCGUAAGUCUGCCUCCGUUUCCUCCUCGUUACCGUUGCCUUCGUCUCCUCCUCUCUUCCCUCUCUACCACCACCAUCAUUUCGACGAGCACCAGCUUGCCGGUCCCCAUUGGCGCGACGCCCCGUCUCCACGCCUCCUCGUCCUCGGGGACAGCAGCAUUGUCAGUGGUAACGAUAUAGAUACCACCAUGAGGGGAGGAGGAGGAAAAGAACCGGUAAUGGUGGCCGCAUUGGUGGAGGAGAACGAGAGGCUGCGCCGGAGCAACGCGGCGCUACUGUCGGAGCUCGCCCAUAUGCGCCAGCUCUACAACGACAUCAUCUACUUCGUGCAGAACCACGUCCGCCCCGUCGCUCCCAGCUCCGCGGCCGUGGCCUCCGCCAACUUCCUCCUCUCCUCCGCCUAUAACCAGCGGAGGACCGGCCUCAAAUCUGGCAGCACCACGUCCAGUAGCUCUCUCACAAUUGUCGAAGAACCAUCGCCGCCGUCUCCCCAUCUGGAACAGUCCCCGAAGAACCACCACCACCACAACAGCGGGAAUUGCAACGGAGAGAGUAGCAGCACGAGGCCCAAGCUCUUCGGGGUGUCGCUGGACGGGUGUUCCAGUAGCAGCAGCAGCAGCAAGCGUGGGUGGCAACCAGAUGAGCCGACGUCCCCAUCGACGAGACCUCGCUUAGCAUUAGAUAAGAUGGACUUAGGGUUCCACCUGAUGCCACCUUCUCCACCGUCUUGUUAACCCACUUCAUCCCCCUCUCUUCUAUUGUCUCCCCAUAAUUAGCUUCAUUCAACUAAGUACCAUUUUUCUCCAUUUUCUUUUCA
Molecule: messenger RNA, 1418 nt
Organism: Musa acuminata AAA Group (dessert banana)
Lineage: Eukaryota; Viridiplantae; Streptophyta; Magnoliopsida; Zingiberales; Musaceae
Product: heat stress transcription factor B-4c-like
Exons: 2
Coding region: 190-1335 (381 amino acids)
Biological process (GO): regulation of transcription by RNA polymerase II
Cellular component (GO): nucleus
Molecular function (GO): RNA polymerase II cis-regulatory region sequence-specific DNA binding; DNA-binding transcription factor activity
Source: RefSeq, a predicted model, not a curated record